UCACAGUUCCAACGAAGACACGCGUACGAUAGGAAGUGUUUCGCGCGCGCGGCCUCUCUGCCUACUAAGCAAGCCGCCCGGAGGAAACAGUGAACCACUUUGACCGCGCAUACAGCCACGCAAGUUUUCGUGAACAGUUUGCUUUUCGUCAAUGUAAAACCGCAGAGAAUAAGUGUGUUUGCUUGUCUAACCUACAUACAGUGCGCUGAGCAAACGGCAAGCUACACCGCGAAAAGCUUCAGAAGAAGAGUGUUCGUUGUGGUUCAAAUAAUCUUCAAAUUGGUGCCAUAGUUUGCUAUUACGGCGGUAAGAUGGCAGCAGUAGCGGCGACCGCGCAAGAAAUGACUGACAGUGUAACGAGAGCGGCUGGAACGGCCGGGUCAUCAACAGCGAUAGUACCAAUCAUUACGCUCCCGGGAGUGUUCCGACGGCGCAUGGAGAACCUGAAACACAACAGUGAGUGUGAGAAUGAUGAGCAGCGUCACAACCAAACACUACCAUCGUUUGCCGACGCCAAGAUGGCCGCCUCCGAUUCGGGCGUGUUCCUCUCGAUGCAGGACAUCGAUCGGGAUCCCCGGGCAGUGGCACAGGAAGCGUGAUAGGCAUGACACGUCUGCUGUCGUCCAACGGUGGCAGCAGCUCCGGAGCACGUACAAAGGAACCCACGCCUCGGUUGGACCGCGAUCGGUGCACGACACUACUGGCAGGCAGCAGCAGUGCCACGGCCCACGGUGGUGGUGAGCUGCAACGAAAGGUCGUGCAAGAGGAAGACCCCGCCAUGGACGGUCACGAUAACGAUGUAGAUAACGAUGAUGAGGAAGUUGGUAUUACGAUUCGGCUUGGCAAAAAGAAGCCAGAACUGCGACUGAUGAAGGAUCGUACCUGCCAGAGUCUGCCCGACGUCAACAGUGCACGACCGAAAGCGCUACCAAAGGUAGUGACCGCCUGUGAUAGUACUGACACGGAUGGGUUUGGCGAGGCGGACGACGACGACGACGUGGACGACGACGAGCUCAACCAAGCAUCCGCUCCGGUGAGACCUUGUGAUACGGGUGGCACAUCCACGAUGGCCCCUAUAGUGGAGCAGCCGGUCGGUAGCAGUGGUGAGGAAGAAAAUGUGAGUUCUACCACUGCCACCACCGUUGUCGUCCCUCCUCCGAACAAUCCGCUAAUGAAGCCAGCCCCCGUACCGGGUACGGGACCGCCAAUGGUCGACCCGAACGUGCUACAAGUGUUUGCCAUCGAUCCCAAACUGAUCAACAAGUACGAUGGGUUGGAGCAGACGCUCUACUACAUCGACGAAAACGGCAGCCCCAAGAUCCGUGAAAAGUACGCCUUGCAACGACAGCUGGCCGAAGAAAAGCGGCAACGCAAGCAGCAGAAGAAGCUGGAACGUGCGGCCAAGUUUGGCGGUUCGCUCGACGGGGAACCGCCGGUGCAGUGUUCCUGCUUCAGUUUUAGCCGACUAUCCCGCAAGCUCAAGGAGAUGUGUAAGGACGGUUCCAAAGUGACGACGGUUGUAGCUACACCCGGACAAGGCCCAGAUAGACCACAGGAAGUAUCAUACACAGAUACUAAGAUAAUUGGCAAUGGAAGCUUCGGUGUCGUCUUCCAGGCGAAACUCUGUGAUACGGGCGAGCUAGUCGCUAUCAAGAAGGUGUUACAGGACAAACGAUUUAAGAACCGUGAACUACAGAUCAUGCGACGACUAGAACACUGUAACAUCGUUAAGCUAAAAUAUUUCUUCUACUCGAGUGGCGAAAAGAAAGACGAAGUUUAUCUGAACUUAGUGCUCGAAUAUAUCCCAGAAACGGUUUAUAAAGUCGCCCGUCACUAUGCUAAGAACAAGUUAACGAUACCUAUCAACUAUAUCCGAAUUUACAUGUAUCAAUUAUUCAGAAGUCUUGCUUAUAUUCACUCGCUUGGUAUCUGUCACCGUGACAUCAAACCACAGAACCUGCUGCUUAAUCCUGAGACGGCAGUGCUAAAGCUGUGCGACUUUGGAAGCGCCAAGCAGCUGCUGGACGGUGAGCCAAACGUGUCGUACAUCUGCUCCAGAUAUUAUCGAGCACCGGAGCUGAUAUUCGGCGCUAUCAACUACACCACUAAAAUUGACGUAUGGAGUGCAGGAUGCGUGCUUGCAGAACUGUUGCUCGGACAACCAAUCUUCCCGGGAGAUUCUGGCGUCGAUCAGCUGGUGGAAAUCAUCAAAGUCCUCGGCACACCGACACGGGAGCAGAUCAAAGAGAUGAAUCCCAAUUAUACGGAAUUCAAAUUCCCUCAGAUCAAGAGUCAUCCAUGGCAAAAGUUAAUGCUAGAGCGAAUGUCUUUCCCUACCACGACCAAGACCGACCACCAACGUAUUAGAGUGUUCCGGACACGCACCCCACCGGAAGCGAUCGCACUGGUUUCCCGUCUGCUGGAGUACACGCCAGGCACGAGAAUUACUCCGAUGCAAGCAUGUGCCCAUCCGUUCUUCAACGAAUUGCGAGAAGGCAGCAAGUAUCUGCCGAACGGUCGCGAAUUUCCACCGUUGUUCAACUUCACCGAGCAAGAGCUUGCCAUUCAGCCAAGUCUGAACCUGAUUCUGAGGCCCAGAAACCAAAACGAGGCCGCUUCCAAGGCAGGACAAUCGUCAAGCGGAUCGAUGGAAGGUGGCAGCGGCAGCAGUGGCAACGGUGGUGCCGGCAGCUCGUCUGGCAGCGGUGGCGUUGGAGGUAGUGGCGGUGGAGCUAGUGCCAGUAGCGCUGGCGAUGCGAGCAACUUGGCGCAGCAAUCCUGUAGCGGUGCAGCUGGAGGUAGCGCCGGCGCUGGCGUUGGAUCGGACGAUAUGGCAGCCGCAAGUGGGGGUGAUGCAAACACCUGUCAGCCUUCUGCUGCCACCUCAUCGAUGGGUUAGCUUUAAUUGUGUACGAACGACAACAACCAGCCACAAGGAGCAAAAUGUGCUUUAAACCUAGAGGAGAAUAAUAGCAUGCUCAGAAUAAGAGUGCAAGGAAAAACUAAAGGGAAAACAACACUUGUCCUCUAGCACUCGAACUGGGCGUUACUGUCUGACGUAGACACUAGGAAGCGACUGUGUACAAGUGUUUGCACGCAAUUUUGAGAACCACGGCCAGCAAACGGCACACAAAAUCAAUGGAAAGUAAAAAAAAUUAAGUAGUAAAACCGAAAGGAAAGGGGAUCAUCGCACUUGCAAACGCAGCGAUGUUGAUCGAUAACAAGCAAAACUAGCUGUGCGUAAUGUCGGACAUAUGGGACUAGUGCAGAAAUAGCGGUUACGCAAAGUAACGAGGUAUGUGUGUAAAAGUUUAAUGUUAAAUUUAUUUUUAAUUAUUAUUUAAAGCAUCGGGAUCGUCAAGAAUGCUAUACAUUGAUGUAUCGCUGUGCAACAUGAAAAAAUCAUUUAAAAAACAUGUUAAAGAAGCAACACAAAGCGACGCGUGGCAUGUGCGGAUGUUCGUAAUGGUAUGGUCCAAACACAGAAGAUGUAGUUAAUCUGUUUUGAUCGUUUUGUUCGACUUUUUUGUUUCUUUAUUUUUUACUUCGAAGCAGUCAUCAUUUAGACGGAAAGUACCGUGCAGAAACGUGUGUAGUGUGAUGCCCUAGUGUGAGUGUAAAAUCAUGUAAAGCCCUACGAGUGGUGUGUAUGGUUUGCUAAGGGUUAUUAGAGAAUCACUUAUGUUCUCUAAACCAAAACCCACGCAAACCAUCCACACUUACCUUCUCUUACACACAAAAUAAAAGUUGUACAUUUAUAUCCACGAAGAUUACUGCAGCGCGCGCACUCCCUUAGCUGGUGGGGGCACUUCUAGCAAACAGGGUGGCCGUUGAAAAACAACACCGUUCGAUUGCGGUGUGAGAAUGCCGGUAGUGUGUUAGCGAUGAGUGUACAUUUCACAUAGCUUUGUUUUAGUUUCUUUACGAUAAAAUGCAAAGUGAAAGAAACAUAAACUAAAUGGUUAAACUGAAUUUUAUUACUGCACACAAGUACGCAUGAAACAAAAAUCAAACCACCCCCCAAUAUCUGUAUGCAAAAGGCAUAUGAAGUAGAACAUUGUUUGCAACAGUUCCAAACAGCGCGGGGAUGUGUAGAGAGGUAUUUAACAUACUUUUGUGUUGAGAGAAAUCUUCUAGAACCGAGCAGAGGUGCUGUAUUGCAACCCCUAGUAAGCCAGCGCUGUGAAAACACACACGCGCACGUUUUAAGACCCAACGACGAUGGUGAGUGGUAGACUUAUUUUAACGAUUCAAUAGUACCUUGCUGGGUUUGUAAAUCGUUUGUAUACCUCCAUGUGUGAAAUUUGCAAUUUUUCGGCUAUUGAUUAAAUAUUUAAUUUUUAGUAUGUUAUCACAGAGCAACGGUUCACCCCAACAGAACAACCAUUAUAGAAAGGAAAUGAUGAUUAAUAUAUUGUUACUAAAUCACGCCAAGUCCAAUCAAUAAACAAACGGGUCUUGCAUGACUUGAAACAGAAGACCGUUUUAGGUAAAGGGCCGGACCGAUACGAGAUUGCGAAAGAUGCGCGUGUGUGUGGCGUUUGCGUUAACGUAAACCAUGUUCAACGAUAUGGCGAACCGUAAAAUAUGUAGGAAUCUACAAUAAAAAGGCCAAUAAAUCAGACCCGACGCGCGAAAUGCAGCUUGGCGUAUUUGAUCGUGCCGUUAGUGCUGUAAGCUUACAGAUUUUGGGGCUGUUCCGAUGAGUCAACCAUCACACACACACACACUCUGACAUUGCAGUGGGUUGAAUUUGUCUUACACAUCUUUUGUCUUCUUUUUUUUUUAAUUGGUGUGAUUGCGCAUUAUUUGCUAUGGCGCAUUAUCAAGCAAAUUGUGCAUUAUGUGCUGUUUGCGGUAAAGGGGGAAUGCACACGCUGUCACGUCGUUUCUGUAAUCAGUUUAUAAAAUCAGUAUGCGAUAUACAUCGACGAAAGCUCUUUUCUUUUGCCCAAAGCAUAAGUGCAGCGCGACGAUCCAUCCAUCACACGAUUUCGAUCGAUUUUGAUGAGAGGUGCGUUUGGUGGCUAUAUUCUGCUCUGGACAAAUCAUUGUCGUUGGCAAGAAGAAGUCAUUGUAUAAAGGAGGCGGUUCUGCUGCAAAUCUAGCACACAACCACCACAUACCGUAGAUGUAAGAUUUGAUGCUGUCGCAUAUCUACGUUGCUGACGAUCUUGUCGAUCUCACGCUCGUUCUGCAGCGAAUCCAUGUAAACGCCUAGAAAACAGGCAAACUACCGGCGAACACGUUGCUGUUCAAGUUCGCGUUUCGCAUGUGAAAUAUACAAAACAGUCACACCUUCCUAAGCUAGGAAAGGGUAUACUACUGCAGUUUGCAUACUGUGCGCCUGUUACACGCAGCAGCAACGGAAAAACGCGUAUGAUUGUUAAAAGGCGGCAGGCAAAUGGCUGCUGAUUUCUUUUUCUUUUUUUUUAAAAUACGUUUCGUGUGUUGUUUUCAUUAGAUUUGCGCGAAUGAACGGGAAAAGGUGUAAGAAAUGGCUUUUUCCAGGUAAUGAUCCAUUUUUGCUGUUAAAAGGUGUAAAAUAAAGUUAGCUUUUGCUGUUAGGAAAGUUUUCUCAGACUAAGCAAAUUUAAUGGCGCACUUUAUGACGUGUGUGUGUGUAUGUGUGUGUGUGUGUACGAACAUUACAGUUAGGACGAGAAAGUUUGCUAAAGUUUCUUUUCCGAGAUGAGCUAAAUGAUGAAGCUCUAGAGUAAAUGGGAAAAAUCAUAUACAUAAUAUAUACACACUCACGUACAUGCAUGUGUCUGUAUGCAUGAGCAAGGCUAGACGAGCAAAAAAGUAUAUGUUUAAUCAUCUGAUAAAUUAUUUUAAAUGAAUGAAAAUUAAAAAAAAAUCGCAGACAGAAGUAGAACAGAUGAGUAGUAAAAACACAUAAUAUAUAGAGAUAAACAUAGGAAGACGUAUAUGACUAAAAUGAUUGUAGUAUAUAUAUAUAAAUAUAUACAUAUAUAUAUAAUAAAAAUAAUAAAAUGGAAAGGAAAAUAUACAUAUUACAGCAUAAGUAAUUUAAACGCAACUUCUAAUUGGACUGGAAGCUAACUGGCAAGUGGCUGAGCUACCACACUUUAUGCAUGCAAAGUGAAAACAAAAACUGGCGAGAAAAUGACUAACUACAACUGAUUUAAAUGUUGAUUUUGGUCUGAACUCUGUAUGUCGUUCAACAACAACAAAAAAACGGAUUAAUGGGCGGGCAGGUCGUGUUGUCAAAAACGAUUCCGUAUUCGCUGCUAAACAAACUCCCGUGCGAUGCAGCGACUGUAUGGAUACUGUUUUCUUUUUCGUAAUGUUAAAUUACAUCGUGCAUCUACAAUGAAAUGAGGUAAAGGAUUGUGCCCUAUGUGUAUGUUAUCGGUAGGGCGUGGACCAGUGGUUGAUUCAUUCCCCCCUUCCACACGCGUCACUUGUGGUUUCGUGUGAGGAAAAUAGGAAUGGUGUGGUUUGUUUCGUAGUGUAGCUUAUCGUUGGAGAAUCAUGCAAUCAGAUCGGAUUUAGAGCUAUCCCGCAGAAUCCAUACCCUAAUUCAAAUGAAUUCAAGAAGAAGCGGCAAAGUAAACAAUUAAAAAGAAGAAAAAAACUAUAUAUCAUACAUAUGACACUUCACUUCACCACUACAGGUCCGCGGCACAGAAAGCAGUGAACUUUAUCGUGUAUUAUAGGCAUAUUAGCUAACUCUAACACUCUUAUUUAACGAACGAACACAAAACUGAUGCAGCAAACAUUGUUAGAUUGAACCUUAACAAAAGGAAAAAAAAGGAAGAAAUAAACAAACCAACAAACAGCAGAGCGCAGGAUAAACUCGUAAAAAUCCGCUAUAGGGCAUUUCACUUAUACUCAACAAAAGUUAAUAGUAAUAAACGCUAGCAAAAGAUUUAUAAAGAGGCAAACAAACACGAAAAUUCGUAGCAAAAUUUUGCAAACAUGUGACCAGAAACGCUGGCCCAGCAGCACGAACACGAAAAGUAAAACCAAUACAAAACAAAACGAACAAGACAGCAGCUGUAAGACAUAUAGAAACUGUGUUGUAAGACAUAUAGAAACACUGCGUAACAAAAGUGAAGACAAAAAAAUGUUUCCCAUUGUUCUAAAACUAAAAAUAUCUAAACACACACACACACACAAGCACACAGCAACACACACACCCUCAGACUAAAGGAGAACACCAAAUUUGAGAAUAAAUGUGUGUCGUAAUCACAUAUGCAAAAAAAGGAAAAAAAAAUCCGUUUUCUCUCUUAGUAACUACACAGGCACAAACAAAAGCAUGCGUAAUGAAAAAAACAACAACUAAACAAUUGACACAUAAUACAAUUUCCCAUUUUUAAGACAAGUCCCUUGAAACCAUAACAAACCAGACCGGAACCGUACACUUACACAAAACACGAAACAAAACAACAAACGUAUGUGCAAAACAAGUAAAAGUGCAUUGUUAGCAGACAAAAAUGAAUUCAAAAUGUGACGAAUAAAAAACAUACAUAAAACAAUACAAAAAAUCUAAGUAAUCUUUACAAACUACAUAUAAACUUAUAUAUUACUUUCACAUGCAAUCAUACACACAAUCAGAAGUGUAUAAACGAAAGCAACAGAUCGGUUGAAAAGGUAUACAAAAACAAACUACAGGAAACUGGACAGACAAUUUUGAGGAAAGCGAAACCAACCGAUCAUUCAUUGUUUAGUUCUUUUUGUUGUGAUUUAUAUUGUCUAAAAGAAUCGUAUUUGUCAUAAAACUGCUUUGUUUAAUACGUGUUUCGCUCUGUUUCUGUCACGAUUGUAUGUUGUUUUUAGUUCAGCAAAGAAAAUGUUGAGAAAAAGGAUAUUUUAUUGCGUUCUGAAGAGAGAGGGAAGGAGCUGAAGAUUGUGACAUUGGUAUAGAAUAGUAAACGAACGUUCUUAUCAAAAUCAUAUCCAGCUGCCAAUGGAAUGGUAAAGCGGUUAGGGGAGAGAACAUUCAACACAAGGUCUUUCCGAUCUCAUAGAGCAAAACAGCAGUAGCAGAAUGAAGGACCGAUUUAAUAACGCAGCACAGAAGCUGGAUUGCGUACGUACGCGCAUGAUACUCUUUAGUGGUGGUGGUAGCCGAGCAAUGUGUGCCGUUAGUUUCCGGAUAGUAAACGGCAUGGUGGUGUGAAGCAAGCAGACACAAAAGAAAUGAAGCAAAGUAAGAUAUAAAGCACGCAAAGCAAAACAAUCUUAUUCGAACAAACAAGGAAACAAACAACACACACAUUUAUGCUAUUCAUAUAUACGAUACAAUGAGUCGUGAUGUCGAUCGGCUAGCAAUAGAUCGCAAGAAGAUCAGUUGAAAGAAGAAACACAACUGCACAUCCUUAUACCCGUAGUUACAGAAUUCCAAUGCAAAAUAAUAAAAGUCGAAAAGAGCAUCUAUAACACAAUAAGAACAGCUAAUAGAAACAAACAAUGUCACAGUGUGUCACAUUCGUUUGCAAAGAUGAAAGCCGAAAAUCGAUCUGCAAAGGCAUCGGAAAAUGGAGCAUGAAAUCUCCGCAUCUAAUCAAGAACACAAUGGCAAUGGAGUCUAAAAAGGCAAAAAUGUGCUUCAAGCCUAUGCUACUUUCCAAGCGACAACAAACAAUGAAUGGAAAGCCACAACUAUAAUGGUGACAAAGAUGCAGGAUGAAACAAAUACCACACACAAACACUCACACAAAACACCCACAAACACAACAAAAGGAAAUUGCAGUUCAAAAUCAAUAGUUAAACAAAAAUUAUUUCUUGUAGGAAAGUAAAGCUUUUUCUGCUGACAAAGAGAAGGAAGAGAGAGGAAAAGAAGUAAAAAAAGCCUAGCGACAACGGUUGGUCGCUAUAGUUUCCGUUCGUUCUGGCCACGUGUUUUAUGGCCAUUCUGCGCAUUAGCUCUGGGCGCAAAAUCUAUUGCAGUUUUAUCCAUAUAUAUAGAGCAUGUAACGAGCAUGUAACGGUUUUGCGAAAUCAAACAACAAAAUACUAACAAACAAAACUGUUGCUAAAAUUAGCUAACACUUCGUAGAAAAAAAACAAAGGUAAUCACAGUUUCUCACACAGUCAGUUCAGUCAGUCAGCCAGCCAGAGUGGGGGGAGCGGGAGGUUAUGUUUAAAAACGAUAAUACCAGUUCGUUUGCCCGAGUGCUUUUGAACGAAUUGCUAUUUGGUUGCACUCUGUCCCUAGCAAAGAAUAAAAUAAAAUAUAAAAACGUAGUGCUUAAAAGGUCCUCUUAGUGGGAUAGAGGCAAAAUUAACAGAAGAAAGAGAAAAAAACAAACAAAAACACAAUAAAAAAGAGACAAAAUAGAAAUCAGAAACUGAAAAGGACCAGACCGCAGUUAUUCAAUCUCUGAUGCAGUGGAAUAAGAAAAAAAAAUAAAAUUUUAGCUCGUAGUUAUUGUGAAGGGUCCGUGUCUUGAAUUUGUGUCGUUUUGUUUUGUUAAUUUAUUUAAACACUAUAUCAAGCUCUAUAAAUAACUGCAAACGAAACAAAACAACUGAAACAUAUACGAAAUGCACAUGUUGGAGACGAUUUUUUCUGUUAACAAUUGAUUAUUAUGGUCCCAUAAAUACUAAGUUUUCGUUUUGCGUACUUAUCAAGUUGAUCGUUUUCUAUAUAUAUAUAUAUGUGUGUGUGAGUAUGAAUGGGGAAAUGAUUUGAAGAAAACAAAACAAAAAAUAAGAGAAGGUUGAUAACAAUACAAACUCAGAACGUUCAUUCGUCGUUCGUUUCCAACUCACUUCGAAACGAUCCGUACUCUUCUUGAAUCGGUUUAUUUUUAUACAUUUACCUCUACUGUAACUUGAUUCAAGCUAGUAAAAUUGACUAAGUAAAGAAUGAUAGAUCAGCACUAGGGCGUAUUUUAGUACAACACGCAUCUGAUUAUGGAUUAUGGAGACGAAGCAUAAGAGAAAGGGAAAUGGAAAAGGAAAAGGAAAAAAAAGCAUCGCGAAAAUAUAACAACAAUAUAGGGCAAAUCUUCUAAAAAAAGCGGCAAAGGAGGCAAAGUUUAGAAAAACUAAAAUACUAAAAAUAAAUAGAAACAGAGGAAAAAAGAACAAAUCAAAGUAAGAGCAGACGAGUAAGAAAGUAAAACCAAAGCGCAUAUGCCGCAAAACAGGGCUAGAAACAUCACAACGCAGGAAAACAAAGUGUUGCGGACGAGUUAUGAGAGAGAUGGAAAAUGAGAUCGAUCGGGAAAACCAUAAAGCGUGAAUCAGUUUUGUAAAAACUUGUAUGUUUGUUAUAGCUUAUAGUAAAGACGAACCAGGGAAGAAUAGUAGGCGAUGAGCAGAUGAUGCAAGAGCUGCUAGAGCUGGAACAGGCCACAGUGUUGACAGAUGUCAUAACAAACUGCAAGAAAAAAAAACACAACUGAACGAUAGAGAGAAAGAGAGAGAAAAGAGAGAAGAGAGAAAGAGAGAGAGAGAGAGAGAGAGAGAGAGAGAGAGAGAGAGAGAGAUAGAGAGAACAAGAACGAGAACGGGAACGACCAGAAAAAGAGAUUGAGUGAGUGUGUGAGUCGGAAGAGAGUGAUGGGGGGAGGGGGUUAUAAGGGUGAGAAAGAAAGAAAAUAGAUCAGUCAAAUUGCAGUGGAGUUGAGCAAUUUGGAUGGUGUACUGUCCUGGCAAUUAUUCAAGUAUAGAAAUAGUGCAUUUCCAUUACAUUCUGUCGUCUCUUACCACACCACGAACGAAGAAAUUGAAUGAAAGAAGAACUGUGUAACUGUCAGUGGAAUGCUGGAAGAGAGAAGCAAAUGGCCGAUGUUUGUUAAAACAAAAAAACGCAAGAUAGAAACAGAAGACAGAAAAUACAGCCGGGCGAUAGUCAGAGUAAAGAAGAGAGCGAAUGAAAGAGUAAUGGAGAGUAUGGAUGAUGUGGAUCAAAUGAAAUGAAAAGAAAUGAUUCGCUGUAAAACGAUAGUAAUGGAUUAUGGUAAUGAUGAUGGUAUGAGCGUAACAGAUAAUUGCAAUAAAUGUUAUAACGAAAAACCUGUAAAUGAUAAA
Anopheles arabiensis is the source of this 11010-nucleotide messenger RNA. RefSeq names its product glycogen synthase kinase-3 beta-like. The transcript has 10 exons. Bases 605 to 2899 code for a protein of 764 amino acids. The record is from RefSeq and is a predicted model, not a curated record. Gene Ontology annotation, molecular function: ATP binding; protein serine/threonine kinase activity. Gene Ontology annotation, biological process: negative regulation of canonical Wnt signaling pathway; signal transduction; protein phosphorylation. Gene Ontology annotation, cellular component: cytoplasm; nucleus; cytosol. Lineage: Eukaryota; Metazoa; Arthropoda; Insecta; Diptera; Culicidae.